AUGAGCAGUACGUCACCAGCUAAAUGCAGGGGCAUCUUAGUCAAUAAAAAUGUCAAUUUCAAGAGCAACAUGCUUCUAGAUAAAGGGGCAAACUUUCAAGGAUCGCCUAAAAAGGCUAACUUGGAACAAGAGUCUAUUCCUGUGAAUUUGAAGCUAUCUUCAGCUUCAUCAGAUAUUACGCUAUCUAAUGGUUUUGUAUUCUACGAGGAAACCAUGGAAGAACGUGCGACGAUAUUGAUGAACCAAAUUUCACUAUCUAAAAGGCAGGUCCAAGAUGAGAAUGACUAUGAACGCAUGAAAGAAAAUAUAUCUCAAGAGUUAAAUGGCAAGAAAGUGAAAAAAGCUAGGCGAAGAUUUAAGAAACAAGCAUUGAGGGACUUAAGCAUAGAUGAAUACGCUGGCUAUAUUCAAUAUAGUAAUUCUAAUACGACUUCCCAACUUACAUUGCAUAUGGGCUAUCCAACAAAAAUACCCUGUUUCAUUACGCCACCUAGGAAUGGCCAUAUAAAAGAGUUCUUCAGUGCAAAUGAUUGCCACAAGAAUAAGAGGCAUAUAAUAACCUCACAGACAGCAGAAGAUAUCUGUAAGGAAAAGGUGGUUAAGAAGCUAGCGUUUCUGAUACACCAAAACUCAAACUGA
Messenger RNA from Eremothecium sinecaudum, 639 nucleotides. It is a transcript of the gene ACM1, whose product is annotated as Acm1p. The record is from RefSeq and is a predicted model, not a curated record. The coding region runs from base 1 to 639 and encodes 212 amino acids. The transcript has a single exon. NCBI's taxonomy places the organism in Eukaryota, Fungi, Ascomycota, Saccharomycetes, Saccharomycetales, Saccharomycetaceae.